AUGGCGCUGUACAUGUAUAUACGACACCAAAUAAUCAAGAAGAAAGACCUCAGAACCCUCAAAUACGUCGAGCCCCCUGCGAUGGGAUCGGGUGAAGAGCCGCGGCCCGUCAUCACCACCGUCCAGGACUACGACAAGCAGCAACUCCGCUCUCUCCUCAAGGGCCAGCUGAUGGGCGUGGGCAUGAUGUGCGUGAUGCACCUGUACUUCAAGUACACCAACCCGCUAGUGAUACAGUCGAUCAUCCCCUUCAAGACCGCGCUCGAGGGCAACCUGGUCAAAAUCCACGUGUUCGGCAUGUCGGACAAGGGCGAGCUGGAGCGGCCGUGGAAGGCGGCGGGGGGCCUGCUUGGGAUGGCCCAGGGCGAAGUGAAGAAGGAUCGCGCCAGUGUCGAGUCUGCGGAGAAGAAGUGGAGAGGCGGUGCAAAGGAAGAAUUUAUAAUGGAUAAUACAGAUACGGAUUACAGAGCCGUGGAAAUGGAAAGAAACAUCAAAGGAAACGGAGCAUUCCAGAUUGCGACGACAAGGAAGAAGAAAGAAGAAGACGAAGAAGAAGAAGAAAAAUCCGCAGCGGAGCGCAGAUGA
This is a messenger RNA of Histoplasma mississippiense, 585 nucleotides long. RefSeq lists its product with no specific name. The transcript is spliced from 4 exons. Gene Ontology annotation, cellular component: mitochondrion; endoplasmic reticulum. The coding region runs from base 1 to 585 and encodes 194 amino acids. NCBI's taxonomy places the organism in Eukaryota, Fungi, Ascomycota, Eurotiomycetes, Onygenales, Ajellomycetaceae. The record is from RefSeq and is a predicted model, not a curated record. Gene Ontology annotation, biological process: protein targeting to ER.